This is a messenger RNA of Momordica charantia (bitter melon), 504 nucleotides long. NCBI's taxonomy places the organism in Eukaryota, Viridiplantae, Streptophyta, Magnoliopsida, Cucurbitales, Cucurbitaceae. The record is from RefSeq and is a predicted model, not a curated record.
AUGGCAACGUCCAAUUACACAAAGUUUCUCACUACAAAUUCUAUGGACCACAAUGGAAAUGGCCUCCUUCCAAGUACAACCUCACAUUACCCAUCCGACAGAAAGGACCCAGUGGCUCUAGCUUUCGACCAGUGGGCUGCAAAUAGCGGUUUCACGUUCUCACAAGUUCCCAACAAUACACAAUCUGAUCUCAAAAUAAGCUACCAGAGACGGGCCCAUGGAGACGACCGAGUGUUUGAUGGCCCCAGGGGGGUGAUGGCCCAUGCGUUUGCUCCGAAGGACGGCAAUUUUCACUUCGACGCCGAUGAUUCCUUUGUGGUGGGCGCUGUUGCUGAUUCUUUUGACGUCGAGACGGUGUCGGUGCAUGAGAUUGGCCAUCUUCUGGGCCUCGACCACAGCCUGGUUCAGGAGGCUGUUAUGUACGAGUUCAUUGAGCCUGGUGCUACCAAACGCAACUUGCACCCCGAUGAUAUUGCUGGAAUCAAGGCUUUGUAUGGAUUCUGA